Molecule: messenger RNA, 444 nt
Organism: Trypanosoma grayi
Lineage: Eukaryota; Euglenozoa; Kinetoplastea; Trypanosomatida; Trypanosomatidae
Exons: 1
Source: RefSeq, a predicted model, not a curated record
AUGGGUGGGCCGGGAGGAAGCGCAUAUGGAGGUGUUGGCCAAAGCAAUGGAUCCAUGUAUGGAACUGGGGGCAGCAUGUUUGGUGGAAUGGGUUCGCAGUCAGGGUCCAUGCGUGCUGGUAGCGCAUAUGGUAUGAACGGCCAGGGUGGCUCAUUUUACGGUCAAGGCAUGGGAAGUGUUGGAGGAAUGAGCGGCUAUGGUAUGGGCAGUAUGUACGGCAUGGGAGGUCCAAUGAGCAUGGGCAGCAUGUACGGCAUGGGAGGUCCAAUGAGCAUGGGCAGCAUGUACGGCAUGGGAGGUCCAAUGGGCAUGGGAAGCAUGUACGGCAUGGGAGGUCCAAUGAGCAUGGGCAGCAUGUACGGCAUGGGAGGUCCAAUGGGCAUGGGCAGUAUGUACGGCAUGGGAGGUCCAAUGGGCAUGGGCAGUAUGUACGGCAUGGGAGGU